CCUCGAACGGAAGAACCGGACACGAUCAGCCGGAGGUAAACGCAGGCACCACGAGAGCCAGUCCGCUAAACUCGCGCGGGUGGGCUAAAAGAUGCUCUCCGACACGAAGCCGCCAGUCGACGUGGGUUGCUUGAUGGAUCAAGGCCGGACGACACCGUGAAUAAUUUGCUAAGCUGGGGACAAAUGUAACAUUCUCUUGUUGUCGGCUCUCCUGUACAACCGGGGCCUUCUCUCCGUUCCCAGAGCCCCCUCGAUUAUUCUUUCGCGUUCUUGAAUCUGGGAGUUGUAAAUUCCUCUAUUCUUUCGAUCAGAUGUCGGUGAUGGAGCAAUCGAUCUUGGCGGGUGGGAGGCUCUCGAAUUGGUGGGAUGAGAUCAACGAGUCGCGGCAGUGGCAGGAUGGGGUCUUCUACUUCCUCUGUGCCGCCUAUGCCCUUGUCUCCUCCGUCGCCCUGGUUCAACUGAUCAGGAUCCAGCUACGAGUGCCUGAAUUUGGUUGGACGACACAGAAGGUUUUCCAUUUUAUGAACUUUAUUGUAAAUGGAGUACGUGCUAUUGAGUUUGGAUUUCAUGCUCAAGUAUUUCUUUUUCGGCACAAGGUAUUUACUUUAGCUCUAUUAGAUCUUCCUGGUUUGUUGUUCUUCUCUACAUACACAUUGCUUGUCCUGUUCUGGGCAGAGAUAUACUAUCAGGCAAGAAGUCUUGCAACAGACAAACUAAGGAUCGUAUACAUCUGUGUUAAUGUUGUAAUUUAUGUUAUUCAGUUUUGUAUCUGGAUAUACCUUUGGAUAAAUGACAGCAACAUAAUCGAGUUAAUUGGAAAGAUCUUUAUAGCAGCGGUAUCCUUUGUAGCUGCAUUGGGCUUCUUGCUUUAUGGGGGCAGGCUGUUUCUCAUGCUAAGGCGGUUCCCAAUUGAAUCAAAAGGGAGGAGAAAGAAACUUCAUGAGGUUGGAUCUGUCACAGCUAUAUGCUUCACCUGCUUUCUUGUACGAUGCUUUGUGGUUGGGUUAUCUGCAUUUGAUGCAAAUGCAUCUCUUGAGGUUUUGGAUCAUCCCAUUUUGGAUCUCAUAUUUUACUUGAUGACCGAGAUACUCCCCUCAGCACUCGUUCUUUACAUACUCCGAAAGCUUCCCCCAAAGCGAGUAUCAGCACAAUACCACCCUAUCCGGUAGCAGGGAUCAAAGUAGCACUAUGAGCUUGUCGUUGGGACGAUUGAACUCAAAUUCUGUUCCAACAUUGUGGCAUUUCGAAUACCUGAAAAGUUAGGUCGGAUGGAUAAGAGGCUCAAAGCUAUCAUUUUGCG
Messenger RNA from Musa acuminata subsp. malaccensis (wild Malaysian banana), 1300 nucleotides. Its product is annotated as tobamovirus multiplication protein 1. The record is from RefSeq and is a predicted model, not a curated record. NCBI's taxonomy places the organism in Eukaryota, Viridiplantae, Streptophyta, Magnoliopsida, Zingiberales, Musaceae. Gene Ontology annotation, cellular component: plant-type vacuole membrane.